Molecule: messenger RNA, 1728 nt
Organism: Meyerozyma guilliermondii ATCC 6260
Lineage: Eukaryota; Fungi; Ascomycota; Pichiomycetes; Serinales; Debaryomycetaceae
Gene: PBS2
Product: mitogen-activated protein kinase kinase
Exons: 1
Coding region: 1-1728 (575 amino acids)
Biological process (GO): MAPK cascade; cellular hyperosmotic response; protein phosphorylation
Molecular function (GO): MAP kinase kinase activity; ATP binding
Source: RefSeq, a predicted model, not a curated record
AUGACUGACCUCCCCGAAAUCGACAGACUAUCACUCAAACCCAAUCAGUCCGCCGGAAAAACCCCCGUUUCCGAACACACCUCCAGUGGCUCCGGCACCCCGGUCACCCCAGGACGAGUGCCCCAGCUGCCUCCGCUCUCCACCAGCCAUAUACACAUGAACGAAGACAUCCAGGCCCGUUUGUUGGCGUUCCAGCAAAAGCGAACAAAAGCGCCCCCCAUUCCCACCGAGCGGUCGCAAUCGGCCAACGACGUGGGCGACAAAGCCACCAUUCCAUCGCCGUCCGCAGCCGAGCAGUACCGCAAACCGGCGGAGAAACAGACGCUCUCGCAGCGCCGGGGAUUGGCGCUAAAUAUUGGUGACAUUGCUAGCGGAACUACAAGUCCAGAAACCCUGUCUUCGCCGGGUCUUAGUCCACCGAUCCAGAUGAACGAGGGUGCUCCUCCACUUAGUACCACCGGUGAGCUCGGUCGGCGGUUGUCGGAAAGAAGAAAAAAGCCCAAUUUCAAAUUGCGCUUGGACCAGCCGUCGUCGAAUUUGGCAAAUGGUGUGGAACUGAAGCUCGCUGCCGCCGAAGAAGUUUCCGACAAAAAACCUCAGUUACAGGGACUUUUCGCAAACUACUCCAAAUACGUUGACAUCAAGCUGGGCUCGCUCAAUUUCGCUGGAAAGGCGUCGCUUCAUUCGAAAGGUAUAAACUUUCUGUCGGGUUCUUCGUUCCACAUAUCGUUGGACCAGCUCGAGUUUCUCGAAGAAUUGGGCCAUGGAAAUUACGGAACCGUACGUAAAGUGCUACACAAGCCUACCGGGGUGCUCAUGGCAAUGAAGGAAGUGAGACUAGAGCUAGACGAAUCGAAAUUUACUCAGAUUUUGAUGGAGUUGGAAAUUUUGCACAAGUGCGAUUCUCCGUAUAUCGUUGACUUUUACGGGGCCUUUUUCGUCGAGGGUGCUGUUUACAUGUGUAUCGAGUACAUGGACGGUAACUCGUUGGAUAACGUCUACAGCAAGGACGAGGGGAUCCACGACGAAGCAUGUCUCGCAUAUAUCACCGAGUGCAUUAUUCGAGGACUUAAAGACUUGAAAGACAAGCAUAAUAUCAUCCACCGUGACGUUAAACCCACGAAUAUUCUCAUUAAUACUCACGGCAAGGUCAAGCUCUGUGACUUUGGUGUGCUGGGUAAUCUCGUGGCCUCGUUGGCGAAAACGAACAUUGGGUGCCAAUCAUACAUGGCUCCGGAACGUAUAAAGUCACUCAAGCCUGACGAUGGAACCUAUUCAGUACAGCUGGAUGUGUGGCUGUUGGGAUUGUCGAUUUUGGAGAUUGCCUGUGGUAUGUAUCCAUAUCCUCCAGAGACCUACGACAACAUUUUUUCACAGUUGAGUGCCAUUGUGGAAGGAGAACCGCCACGACUCGAUCCCAAGAUAUUCUCCGCUGAAGCACAACAGUUUGUGCGUUUAUGUCUCAACAAAAACCCCGAUCUUCGUCCAUCGUAUGACAACUUACUUGAACAUCCAUGGUUGGUAAAGUACCGAAAUGUGGACUGCCAUAUGGCCGAGUAUGUUACUAAACGACUCGCGGAGAAUGCCAAAAGCAAGACUGAUGCUCCAGCACCCGAAAAAGCUGGACCCAAGGGUCCUAAAGGCGCGGAAGAUGUGCGGACAUUGCUCAAGAACAAGGUGCGGGCACCUGCGUUGCACCGGGGAGGACUUCCAGCAGCGCGGAGAUAA